Molecule: messenger RNA, 2421 nt
Organism: Truncatella angustata
Lineage: Eukaryota; Fungi; Ascomycota; Sordariomycetes; Amphisphaeriales; Sporocadaceae
Product: acetyl-coenzyme A synthetase-like protein 1
Exons: 7
Coding region: 287-2287 (666 amino acids)
Cellular component (GO): cytosol
Molecular function (GO): AMP binding; acetyl-CoA synthetase activity
Source: RefSeq, a predicted model, not a curated record
GCAGGGCCCAGAGGAAGCAUCUCCAUUUAAUUCACCAUCGGACCAUCAAUCAUUAUUUUGCCGUAAUACAAAAUCACCAGUCCCCAGCCUGGGCAAGUCACAAUUGACUUACUUCCGCUUUUCUUCCAAUCCCCCUUUAUUUACUCUUCCAAAGCCUCUGUUUUGCUUACCGAACUGGGUCCUUGUUCGUACUUGAGCAAACUCGAGAUCAUCGUCCCUUUAAUUCAUCACCUGAUUCCAGACGAACCUCAAGACCUACCCCGCAUACAUUGACCAGGUCGUCAGAAUGUCCGACGGCAAGACUCCGGUGGUCGCGGAGGCCCAUGAGGUCGACACAUAUCACCCUCCGCAAAAAAUGUUGGACAAACACCCCAGCAAACCGCAUAUUGGUAGCCUUGAGGAGUAUCAAAAGCUGUACCAAGAGUCCAUUACUGAGCCUGACAAGUUCUGGGGCCGCAUGGCCCGUGAGCUGUUGACUUGGCAGCGCGACUUCCAGACCGUCCACACCGGUUCCCUUCUCGAGGGCGACAAUGCCUGGUUUCUGGAGGGUCAGCUCAAUGCCUCAUACAACUGUGUUGACCGACACGCCAUCAAGAACCCAGACAAGGUUGCCAUCAUUUACGAGGCUGAUGAACCCAGUGAUGGCCGGACUUUGACAUACGCCGAGCUAUUGCGUGAGGUUAGCAGAACAGCAUGGACUCUCAAGCAGAUGGGAGUGCGGAAGGGAGAUACGGUCGCCAUUUAUCUUCCCAUGAUUCCUGAAGCGGUCAUUGCUUUACUAGCAGUCGUCCGUAUUGGUGCAGUCCACUCGGUUGUCUUUGCCGGCUUCUCAUCUGACUCGCUGCGCGACCGCAUUAUCGACGCCAACUCCAAGGUUGUCAUCACGACUGACGAAGGAAAGCGUGGCGGCAAACUAAUUGGCACCAAGAAGAUUGUCGAUGAGGCGUUGAAGCAGUGCCCCGACGUGACUGGCGUGCUUGUUUACAAGAGGACCGGAAAUCCCGAUACCCCUUGGACACCAGGUCGGGACCUGUGGUGGCAUGAGGAGGUCGAGAAGUGGCCUUCCUACAUUGCCCCCGAGCCCAUGAACUCUGAAGAUCCUCUUUUCCUGCUGUACACAUCUGGCUCCACUGGUAAGCCCAAAGGUGUCAUGCACUCAACUGGUGGCUAUCUCCUGGGUGCCGCCAUCACUGGGAAAUACGUGUUUGACAUCCACGAUGGCGAUCGGUAUUUCUGUGGUGGUGAUGUGGGCUGGAUUACUGGCCACACAUACGUCGUAUACGCACCUCUUCUACUUGGUGUUUCAACUGUGGUCUUUGAAGGCACCCCAGCUUAUCCUAACUUCUCCCGAUACUGGGACAUCAUCGAGAAACACAAGGUCACUCAAUUCUACGUGGCCCCGACAGCGUUAAGAUUACUCAAGCGUGCCGGUGAUGAAUAUGUGAAGCACCACAUGCCCGAGUUGAGAAUCCUGGGCUCCGUUGGCGAGCCUAUUGCCGCCGAGGUAUGGAAGUGGUAUUUCGAGGUUGUCGGACGAGAGGAGGCACACAUUGUGGACACAUACUGGCAAACCGAGACUGGCUGCAACGUCAUUACACCGCUUGGAGGUGUAACGCCCACGAAGCCCGGUAGUGCAUCCCUGCCCUUCUUUGGUAUCGAGCCUGCGAUUAUCGACCCCGUCUCUGGUGAUGAGAUUCAUGGUAACGAUGUCGAGGGAGUGCUAGCUUUCAAGCAAGCUUGGCCCAGCAUGGCGAGAACAGUCUACGGCGCUCAUAAGAGAUAUAUGGACACUUACUUAAAUGUUUAUAAGGGAUAUUACUUCACCGGUGAUGGUGCCGGACGUGACCACGAAGGCUUCUACUGGAUUCGCGGCCGUGUAGACGACGUAGUGAACGUCAGUGGCCAUCGUCUAUCGACCGCCGAGAUUGAGGCAGCUUUGAUUGAACACCAUACCGUUGCGGAAGCAGCUGUCGUGGGCGUGGCUGAUGAGCUUACUGGCCAAGCAGUUGCCGCCUUUGUCGCUAUCAAGGAUGGCACCGAGAACAGCGAUGCGCUUCGCAAGGAGCUGUCCCUGCAAGUACGGAAGAGCAUUGGUCCCUUCGCUGCUCCCAAGUCAAUCUUCAUCGUCCCCGACCUGCCAAAGACCCGUAGUGGCAAGAUUAUGCGCCGCAUUUUAAGGAAGAUUCUUGCGGGUGAGGGUGACUCAAUAGGUGACACUUCAACUCUUUCCGACCCCGAUGUUGUCAAUAAAAUUACCGCAGUCGUGUCGGAUUCGAAGAAGAAAUAAGCAAGGGUUUUGUAUUUUGAUUGGGAGAGCUUCUGAUACCACAAUGUUGAAAUAGUUUAUCCAGAAUUCCAAGAAAGGGAACGUUGUUUUCAGUAUUAUAUACGGUGACCAGCUCAUUGAAUGAACUAAUCGAA